ACGUGAAAAAGGUCAAUCCCAAAGGCGCAUCACCGCCACCAACAAACCCUAAGCCCCGAAUCGAAUCUUUUUCAAUCCAUUUCAUUUAAAUCUUGAGGACUUUCGCGGUUCUGAUCACCGGAUUUCCUCCGGCGAUGCUUACCAGUCGGCCGUCUCGCAACCGUAGCUCAGUCGUGCCGAUCUGAGUUCCUGUGCUCGAAGCAGAGCUCGUCGCCGCAUCUACCCCGGAACUCAUCAGGUCGAUCCGCCUUCUGCAGCCGGAUCUGGAGCACCGGGUCACCUCCCACACCCUCUUCAGCUUCCCGACAAAUCGCAUCAUCUUCCCCGGCAGAAGGCUAGUUCGCCUGUUAGUUCAUCCUUUUCUUUCUUCAACCGGCUUUCUCGCACUUCUUUUUUUACAAUCAAAUUUGUCUGCUUAGAACCUUCUCUUCAGUUGGUCUCAUAGAGGAGCAAUUGUGAGGAUCUCAAACAUUUGCGGGGAAAUCUGAAUCUUCGAAACACAUCAUCAGGACUGCGGAAUGAUUUAUUUAUUUAUUGGAUAUUCAAAUAGGACAGGUUCUUGCUUGAUGCAAUAACGAAGCAAUUUAAUAUGCUAUUUUAUUUUGGAGCUGUUCAUAUUGUCAAUCUUGGGGGAAUCAAUUAAUCCAUUUGUCAUAUUUGUAGUUUUGGUGAUUUAGAUGUUCGGAUUGAGUCAUUCGGUGCUUCUUUUCAGUUUUUGUAUUCUUUGGGCUUCCAUUGGUUAGUGUGUUAAGAAACCUUUAUGUAACCCUUUAGAUACAAAGGUUUUCUUAUGUCGAAGGAAGUUAGAUUCUGAAGCUGCUCUAAUUGAGAUCCUGCAACCCAUUUCACAUGGGGGAAAGACAACUUUGAAUAGUCACAGAGAAAAAGCUCUUUCGAACUAUUUUUAGGUUAGUUGUUCUGGUGCAGUUUGAGCCCUCCAUCAAACAAGGAUGAGUCUAAGGAAAAAUGGCAGCUGGCUUGCUGUAAGGACAUUUCACGACAAAAGAUGGAAAGUUCCGUUCUUCGUGAGUUUAUUGGUGCUGAUUACUUUAUUCACUGCUUGCCUCUAUGGAUCAUACUUGUCUCCAUAUGCGCAAGAUCAGUUGCAACUUGAUGCUAUGUCCUUUGUGGGUUCAGUGGACUCAGAUGAGUAUUUCGUAGAAUCUGAUUUAAGCAAUUCGAUCGAAUCCUUUGCGACAUCAGCAAUGGAGCCGCCGAGGCUUGCUUAUCUAAUUUCUGGAACGAAAGGUGAUAGCCAGAGGAUGAUGAGGACAUUGCAGGCAAUUUAUCAUCCAAGGAAUCAGUACAUCCUUCACAUGGACCUUGAGGCUCCUCCGAGGGAGAGAUUAAAUUUGACAAUGUCUGUGAAGAAUGAUCCAAUGUUUAGUGAGCUGGAGAAUGUGCGCGUAAUGUCUCAAUCCAAUUUGGUGACGUAUAAAGGUCCGACGAUGAUUGCUUGUACGCUGCAAGCAAUAGCAAUUUUGUUGAAGGAAAGCUUCAGCUGGGACUGGUUUAUUAAUCUAAGUGCCUCGGAUUAUCCUCUUGUGACUCAGGAUGAUCUACUAUAUGUUUUAUCAAAUGUGUCCAGAAAUCUCAACUUCAUCGAGCAUACACAGAUAUUUGGAUGGAAACUGAACCAGAGAGCAAAGCCUAUAAUAAUUGAUCCAGGCCUCUAUUUGUCAAAAAAGACUGAAAUUUCAUUGACUACUCAACGACGAUCUUUACCAACAUCUUUUAAGGUGUUCACUGGCUCGGCAUGGGUAAUUCUAACCCGGUCAUUUGUGGAGUAUUGCAUAUGGGGGUGGAGUAAUCUUCCCCGGACAAUCCUCAUGUAUUAUGCAAACUUCAUCUCAUCGCCGGAAGGGUAUUUCCACACAGUGAUUUGCAACACUGAGGAGUUUCGGCACACCGCUGUAAGUCACGAUCUUCACUACAUCGCCUGGGACAGCCCCCCGAAGCAGCACCCGAGAUCGUUGACAGCCAAGGACUUCAGCAAAAUGGUGAACAGCAGUGCUCCAUUUGCUCGCAAGUUUCACAGAGAUGAUCCGGUCCUGGACAAGAUUGAUAAAGAGUUACUUGGGCGGACGAAUCGAUUUGCUCCCGGGGCAUGGUGCAUUGGGAGCUCGGAAAAUGAUGCCGACCCUUGCGCGUUGCGCGGAGACGACUCGGUGCUGAGGCCUGGACCUGGUGCUGAGAGGCUGCAGGAGCUUAUGAAGACUCUGUUGUCUGAAGAUUUUAAAAGGAAGCAGUGUUCCACACAGGGAUAGAACUUGAAAGGAUGCAGUUUUUGUAAGUGAUGUUUGUUUGCUAAAUGUACAUUGUUGUAAUAUUAAUAUAGUAAAAAAAAAAGGUGAAAGAAAAACGAUCUUUUUUUUCCAACAACAUACCACAAAUUUGUUUGUUCACCAGCUAGUUAGAAUUUGUAGGGGUUGGUUGGGAUUGGGUUUUUUUGAUCUUUUAAGAAAAAAGAAAAAGCUAAAUAGAGUAGAGUCAGAAGUUUUGAAAGUAGAAUCCCUUGAAUGUAUUAUAAC
Molecule: messenger RNA, 2531 nt
Organism: Andrographis paniculata
Lineage: Eukaryota; Viridiplantae; Streptophyta; Magnoliopsida; Lamiales; Acanthaceae
Product: beta-glucuronosyltransferase GlcAT14A-like
Exons: 4
Coding region: 951-2267 (438 amino acids)
Cellular component (GO): membrane
Molecular function (GO): glucuronosyltransferase activity
Source: RefSeq, a predicted model, not a curated record